AAAUUCUGCAAUAUCCCAUGGAAACCCUUCAGUUGGUGUUCAGCUUAGCUGCUGCAGUAUUUGCUUACUCAAUCUGGUUCCAUUUCCUAGCCAGGAAGUUAUCCGGUCCGAGAGUAUGGCCUCUUGUCGGUAGCCUACCGCUUCUUUUCAUGAACAGGUGGAGAAUCCAUGAUUGGAUUGCUAGUAACCUUCGAGCCACUGGUGGUUCAGCCACCUACCAAACGUGCACCAUUGCUCUUCCUUUCUUGGCUCGCAAGCAAGGGUUCUACACCGUCACUUGUCAUCCCAAAAACAUUGAGCACAUUCUUCGGACUCGGUUCGAUAAUUACCCGAAGGGGCCUCAUUGGCAAGCUGCGUUUCAUGAUCUGUUGGGGCAAGGGAUCUUCAAUAGUGAUGGAGAGACCUGGCUCAUUCAAAGGAAAACAGCAGCGCUUGAGUUCACAACCAGGACACUCAGGCAAGCCAUGUCUCGGUGGGUGAAUAGGACCAUCAAGAACCGACUAUGGUGUAUUUUGGACAAGGCAGCCAACGACAAGGAACCGAUAGACUUGCAAGACUUGUUGCUCCGGUUAACGUUUGACAACAUUUGUGGCCUUACCUUUGGUAAGGAUCCUCAAACACUUUCUCCUGAUUUGCCUGAAAAUCCAUUUGCUAUGGCUUUCGACACUGCCACCGAAACAACUCUAAAUAGGCUUCUUUACCCUGGUUUUCUAUGGAGAUUGGAGAAGAUUUUGGGGAUUGGAGCAGAGAAAAGAUUGAAGAGUAGCCUACAAAUCGUUGAAAACUACAUGAAGGGUGCCAUUGAAGCACGAAAAGAAGCUCCAUCAGAUGACUUACUAUCCCGCUUCAUGAAGAGAAGAGACGUUAAGGGCAACCCCUUUACGAGCGAUGUUCUCCAACGCAUUGCUCUAAACUUCGUCCUCGCCGGAAGGGACACCUCUUCCGUAGCCCUCAGCUGGUUCUUCUGGCUCAUCAUGAAUCACCCAGAGGUUGAACAAAAGAUCAUCAACGAAAUAUCUACAGUUCUUCGCGACACACGUGGUUCUGAUCACAAGAAAUGGCUCGAAGAGCCUUUGGUGUUUGACGAAGCCGAAAGAUUGGUAUAUCUAAAAGCAGCAUUAGCCGAAACUCUACGUUUAUACCCCUCAGUACCCCAGGACUUCAAAUACGUUGUCCAAGACGAUGUCUUACCCGACGGAACAUUCGUUCCGGCGGGCUCGACGGUGACAUAUUCAAUAUAUUCAGUGGGAAGAAUGAAGACUAUAUGGGGAGAAGCUUGCAUGGAGUUUAGACCUGAAAGGUGGCUGACACCAGAAGGUGAAAAAUUCGAUCCACCAAAGGAUGGUUACAAGUUCGUGUCAUUCAACGCCGGACCAAGGACUUGUUUGGGGAAAGACUUGGCUUACUUGCAAAUGAAAUCAGUGGCCUCAGCUGUGCUGCUGCGUUACCGGCUUUCUCUGGUUCCUGGACACAGGGUGGAGCAGAAGAUGUCUCUCACUCUGUUUAUGAAGAAGGGCCUUCGAGUUUACUUGCAACCCCGUCCACUUUCAUAGAGAUUUGGAUUCAUCAAACUUCACAUUGUCAACUGUGAAUUUGCUCGUAAGGAAAGGUAGCGGAGGGUCAUCGUUGUUCAAGGUAAGUGUGGGGAGGAUAUAGUAUUAUAGUUUGAUUUGUUCUGGGUUUCAUAAAAUUGAUAGAAUGUUUGUUUGGGUGUUGAAUAUUUGGAUACGUAUACUGGUUUGUCAUUCAAAAUUGUAAUGUAUUUGUUAUGUUUAUAUUCCAUAUCACAUCAUAUGAUUAUAUAAUAAUUUCAAUAAAAGUCCAUACCUUC
Messenger RNA from Hibiscus syriacus, 1831 nucleotides. Its product is annotated as cytochrome P450 86A1-like. Bases 18 to 1553 code for a protein of 511 amino acids. Gene Ontology annotation, molecular function: heme binding; iron ion binding; oxidoreductase activity, acting on paired donors, with incorporation or reduction of molecular oxygen. The record is from RefSeq and is a predicted model, not a curated record. NCBI's taxonomy places the organism in Eukaryota, Viridiplantae, Streptophyta, Magnoliopsida, Malvales, Malvaceae. The transcript has a single exon.